Messenger RNA from Octopus sinensis (East Asian common octopus), 2032 nucleotides. Its product is annotated as zinc finger protein 271-like. The annotation marks the transcript as partial. The transcript is spliced from 3 exons. NCBI's taxonomy places the organism in Eukaryota, Metazoa, Mollusca, Cephalopoda, Octopoda, Octopodidae. The record is from RefSeq and is a predicted model, not a curated record.
UCACUGCGAUCCUGUACUUCCUCUCUCUCCAUCUUUAAACCGUUUCCUCCUAACAUUUCUUAUUUCACACCAAUUCAUUCCUCUACCUUUUAUAUUUAUCGUACACAAGAAAACCAGAUGUCAGUGGCAUAAAGGAAAUUUUUGCUUCAGAUACUUCAUCAAUAUUGCUCGUCUUUUAAAGACUAAAAGAUGUUAUACAAAAUAAAUGUAAACCUGUUUAUAUAAAUCUAUAGUGAGUUGCUGUGAAAUAUUUCUUCUGAACUGAGAUUAAUAGCAGCAUUUCUAUACCUCACUGUCUUAAAUCUUUAGCAUUUAAACCAGCCAAAAUAUUCUAUAUCCAGCCAAAAUAUUUUAUCUGUUUUAUGUUGAAACUGGACAGAUCUGGUCUCUCAUACGAACCCUACAAAAUUAACAGCUACCUCAUCAAAAUCUCAUUGCCACAAGAUAAUGCAGGAUUAAUUCAAAACAAUAUGGAUAAAUAAGUAUUAGUUUUGACAAAAUAAUGUGAUGGCUAAAUGGGUAAUGUUUGUAAAAUGACUUUGUAUUCAAAAUAAACUUGGAGGAAUUUAUUACAAAGAAGAAUUUGCUGCAUCUUGACAGUAAUCACUGUUGAUGGAAACGUAGCCAAAGGAAUAUUUGUCAGAAAUAAAAUAUAAACAGACGGAAAAAAAAGUCGAUAUUUUGUGACCAAAAAAAAUGUUAUAGAAAAAUGAGUUGCUUGAACAGUUCAAGGAAUUGACUUUUUUUAUCUGAAACGAUGUCAAAAGAGAUAGAAAAGCCAUUGUACAAUAGUGUUGUCUGUGAAGAAUCAUUCUUUAAGGGAAGUAGCUCGGUUGAGCAUAAAGAGAAACCAUAUCAUUGUGAUAUCUGUGGUAAAUCAUUCUCACGAAAUUUUCAUCUGACUGAUCACAGACGUAUUCAUACGGGAGAGAAACCAUAUCACUGUGAUAUCUGUGGUAAAUUAUUCACUCAUAGAAAAAGCUUCACCGGACACAAACGUAUUCAUACAGGGGAGAAACCAUACCAGUGUGAUAUCUGUGGUAAAUCAUUCUCUGGAAGUAGUGACUUAACUAAACACAUACGCAGUCAUACAGGAGAGAGACCAUAUCAGUGUGAUAUCUGUGGUAAAGCAUUCUCUGAAAGUAGUGGUUUAACUAUACACAAACGCACCCAUACAGGAGAGAAACCAUAUCACUGUGAUAUUUGUGGAAAAUCAUUCUCUCGUAAAGUGCACUUAACUAAACACAAACGCACUCAUACAGGAGAGAAACCAUAUUGUUGUGAUAUCUGUGGUAAAUCAUUCUCUGAAGGACGUACCCUAACAAAUCACAAACGCACCCAUACAGGAGAGAAACCGUAUCAUUGUGAUAUCUGUGGUAAAUCAUUCUCUCAAAAUGACUUAACUAAACAUAAACGUAUUCAUACAGGAGAAAAACCAUAUCACUGUGAUAUCUGUGGUAAAUCAUUCUCCGUAGCAAGUAGUUUAAUUACUCACAAACGCAUUCAUACUGGAGAGAAGCCAUAUCAUUGUGAUAUCUGUGGAAAGUCAUUCUCCCAAAGUUAUGAAUUAACUUCUCACAAACGUAUUCAUACAGGAGAGAAACCAUACCCCUGUGAUAUCUGUGGCAAACUUUUCUCUCAUAGAAGUAACUUAAUUACUCACAAGUACAUUCAUGCAGAUGGGAAACCAUAUCACUGUGAUAUCUGUGGUAAAUCAUUCUCUCAAAAUUUUCAAUUGAUACACCACAAUCGCAUUCAUACUGGAGAAAAGCCAUACCAGUGUGAUAUUUGUGGUAAAUCCUUCUCUCAAAAAGGUAACCUUUGUACUCACAAGCGCAUUCAUACAGGUGAGAAACCAUAUCAGUGUGAUAUCUGUAGUAAAUCAUUCUCUGGAAGUAGCGAUUUAAUCAAACACAAACGAAUUCAUACAGGGGAGGAACCAUAUCAUUGUGAUAUCUGUGGGAAAUCAUUCUCCAAUAAAAAAUCCUUAACUAUACACAAACGAAUUCAUACAGGAGAGAAGCCACAUCAU